CUCAAUAGAAAAAAAAUGCUGCCUGCAACCUUCAAACUGUGCGCUGGCAUCUCCUACCGGCACAUGAGGAACAUGACAGGUUUGAGAAAGAACGCCUUGGUGGCCAUUCACCAUGAGCUGAACAGACUGGCAGGUCCAGGCCCCAGUAACUGGAUCAGCCAAGUCCGCAGACGAAGCUCCCUCCUCAGUUCUCGUAUUGAAGAGGAGCAGGGGUACAACGAGGAAGAGAUGUCUUAUGUGAAGCAGGGUGAGAAUGCUCUGCAGAAAGCCAUCAGCAUCCUCAGCAAUCAGGAUGGCUGGACCAUCGAAACUGUGGCUGCAAAUGGAGACAAAGUCCUGAGUAAGACGCUGCCUGACAUCGGGAAGGUUUUCAAGCUGGAAGUGAUGCUGGAGCAGCAUCCUGACAACCUUUACCAAGAGCUGGUGGGAAAUAUGGAACAGAUGGGCGAGUGGAACCCUAACGUCAAACAGGUUAAGAUCCUACAAAAGAUCGGCACAGACACUAUGGUUACCCAUGAGGUGUCUGCAGAGACCCCUGGCAACGUGGUGGGACCGAGGGACUUCGUAAGCGUCCGCUGUGCCAAGCGACGAGGCUCUGCCUGCUUCCUGGCUGGGAUGUCCACACAGCAUCCAAAGAUGCCCGAGCAGAGAGGGGUGGUCAGAGCGGAGAAUGGGCCCACCUGUAUAGUAAUGAAACCCUGUGCCGAUGAUCCGAAUAAGACCAAGUUCACCUGGUUGCUAAAUAUAGAUCUAAAGGGCUGGAUCCCAAAGACGAUCAUAAAUAAAGUCCUCUCUCAGACGCAGGUAGACUUUGCCAACCACCUAAGGCAAAGGAUGGCUAAUACCGUUUCCAUGGAGAUGGCUCAUGCCUGCUGACACAAAAUGGUUCUUGAGCUUUGGCUCAAUGGUGGCAGACAAGCAACCCCUACUUAAGAAAAAAAUCAAAAAGAUGGAGAGUAUGACGUAGAUCAGAUGUUUGAGCUUGUCUGAGAUUUCAGGAAAACCUGAUGUAGGUUUCUAUUGUCAGAACCGUAUUAAUAUUACCCCUUUGAUUAGAAAAUUAGAGUUUUUAUUACAAACAUUCAUCCAGAUCACUCCGGACAUGCUGAGUUAGUGUGAGUAGUAAACAAACGUAACAAACUGCACAUUGUUUCCUUCUGAUAACAGCCCCUUUAUUGUCUCUCUCCCUCUGCUGUGAGAUAGCACUUUUAUUUCUGUUUUAUUUAUUGACGUCGUGCACAUGCAUUACAUUUCAAUGACUGCCAAAAUAGUUCAUGAUUGUCAUUUAUUUAU
Cheilinus undulatus (humphead wrasse) is the source of this 1293-nucleotide messenger RNA. RefSeq names its product steroidogenic acute regulatory protein (gene star). Gene Ontology annotation, molecular function: cholesterol transfer activity; cholesterol binding. Gene Ontology annotation, cellular component: mitochondrion; mitochondrial intermembrane space. Bases 16 to 876 code for a protein of 286 amino acids. The record is from RefSeq and is a predicted model, not a curated record. The transcript has 7 exons. Gene Ontology annotation, biological process: regulation of steroid biosynthetic process; steroid biosynthetic process; intracellular cholesterol transport. Lineage: Eukaryota; Metazoa; Chordata; Actinopteri; Labriformes; Labridae.